Rhinichthys klamathensis goyatoka is the source of this 1395-nucleotide messenger RNA. It is a transcript of the gene rnf128b, whose product is annotated as RING finger protein 148. The record is from RefSeq and is a predicted model, not a curated record. Bases 15 to 1241 code for a protein of 408 amino acids. NCBI's taxonomy places the organism in Eukaryota, Metazoa, Chordata, Actinopteri, Cypriniformes, Leuciscidae. The transcript is spliced from 7 exons.
UCUGAUUACUAUUGAUGACCACAGAGUAUGCCAAGACAGUGACAGAGUGUUUACCUGAGGCAAUGAAAGCGAGGCUUAGAGCAAUGCAUGGACAUGGCCAUUCAUGGAUCUGGUUGACAGUAUUGGUUUUCCAGUACUGUUUCCAACAAAGUGCUUCCUUUAUUUACUGGACUGCCAAUGUGGAAGUUAGAUACUUUGACAGAGGAUCUAAUGAAACUAUAAGCAGUCUAUGUGAGUGUGGUGUGUUCGGAGCGCACUCACCCUUGGAAUCAGCUUCUGGACUAAUAGUGCUUCCAAAUGGGGAUCCUCUGGCAUGCUCAGGGAACACUACUUUCACCGCAAGUCACCAGCCAUGGAUUGCCCUGAUAAAAAAAGGAAACUGUACCUAUUCACAGAAGGUACAGGCUGCCAAGCAAGAAGGAGCCUCUGCUGUAGUUAUUUACAAUAUAGAUGGGACAGGAAAUGCGACUAACCUUAUGGCACAUUCAGAUGCUGAUGACAUAGUUGCCAUAAUGGUUGGCAAUAUUCUAGGCACAGAAAUCACUAACCUGAUCAAGAAUGGCUCAGACGUCUAUAUGGUGAUUGCUGUAGCCAAUGCACAUGGCCUGUGGCUCAAUGCUACAUGGGCAUAUGCCCUGUCUUUCACCUUCAUUGGAAUAACAGCCAUCACUUUGUUCUACUUCGCUUUCCUGUUUACCAAACACAUGUACAUAAACCGACAACUUCGUAUGCAACAGAGGGAGAUGAAAAAAGUGACUGAAAAAGCAAUAGCAAAGUUACAAGUGCGGACUCUGCGGACAGGUGACCCGGAGGUUGGAACAGAGGACACGAGCUGUGUGGUGUGCACUGACUCAUUCACACAUAAUGAACAGGUCACAGUUCUACCCUGCAGACAUUUAUACCAUAAGAAAUGCAUUGAGCCAUGGCUCCUGGAACACCCCACCUGUCCCAUGUGUAAAUAUAAUAUCCUCAAAUCCAAGAUUGAUGAGGAGAUAGAUGAGCAGCCCUCAUCAGCACCAUCAAACAACUCAUUCUGUUUAGCUACAGUAAUGACAGUCACAUCAGCAGACCAACACAACACAUUAGACUCACACAUUCAAACUGCAGAAACGGCUCUUGGACAUACAUCAGACCGUGUGUAUUAUGGCCCGGAUAUCCAGACACAACACAUUUAUGAGAACCAAGCAUUUGAAGAAGAACCAGAGAUAAUGGAGCAGCAGGAUAUCAACAGCCAAGAUUAAUAUACUAUAACAUAUUUUAAAAAAUUCUACAGUUUGAAUAUCACAAACAGCCAAAAUACUGUGUGAAAUGUGUCAAAAAGAAAGACAUACAAAAAGUAAGAAUCUUAAAAUGGGAUGCUCAAAUUGUGACAGACUAUUUAUUAAUAACUGAGCA